Messenger RNA from Penicillium griseofulvum, 1263 nucleotides. RefSeq lists its product as uncharacterized. The transcript has a single exon. Lineage: Eukaryota; Fungi; Ascomycota; Eurotiomycetes; Eurotiales; Aspergillaceae. Bases 1 to 1263 code for a protein of 420 amino acids. The record is from RefSeq and is a predicted model, not a curated record.
AUGUACUCACUACGAUACUACAUAGAUUCUUGGAUCGACGUAUCCUCGCAACCGUCCUCUUCCUCCUUCUCGUCUGCUGCUACGAAUGAAGAUAUAAUCACCACCGGCUUACAAGUCGAGCACGGAGAAGCGGGAGCAUAUCAGCGCCGCAAUAGGCGACGCCGUCUACAACACCUUGCUGCUAUCACCACAGCCCAGGUAGACUAUGCAUCGCGGGAUACCAGCCAAGCCAGUAGCAGUCAGGAGGAGUAUGAGGAGAGCGAAAGCGAGUCUGAUCGCGUUCUCAGCAGCUCAAAUGAAGAUAUCCCUCGCCAAACGCUUCCACCUGCGUUGUCUGCGCGCUCUGCACAACCCUCCUCAGGUUCCGACGCUGCCUCUAGCGAUGAUGAAGAUGAUACUUCUACUGCCCUAGGGAUGGGCAUCAGCCCAUCACCUUUCGUACCUCAACCAAACAUAUUCACACACCCACCGGCGACAUCAGAGCCUGGAUGGCCUGCACGGCGUACUCAACCUAAUGGCCCAUCUACCUCUACUCACCGUGCAGCCCCUCGAAGAGAAUCUUACCCUAGCCCGCGAUCAUCGCGGAGAACUCAAUAUCAGCACAGCCCUUACAAUAUGAUCUCUCCUUCUCACCAUACCGACCAUGAUGCCGCCCUUCGUGCCAGCCUAUCAACACUUCUUUCAUGUGCCGCUGCUGCCAGAGGCCUUCCUAAGAAUGAUAGUCGACCAUCACCCGCCCCAGCUGCUCCCUCGAGUGGCGGACACCCCGCUUCAUUCCGAUUAGUAGGCCCAUCCGUUGCUAUGGGAGAGGAGAGCAGCGAUGAAGAGACCACAUCCUCGCCACGGUAUCCAGAAACAAGUCCCUCUAAAGGUGCAUCUCAGAGGCACCGAAGAGUACCGUCAGUGUCAUCCGACCCAGCUGCCACCAAAACAAAGCGCCGUUCCAGUUCCCCUAAAGACCAUGGUGCCUCCUCGAAGAAGAGUCGUCGCGUGAGCAUGACAGAUUCAGCAACGACUGUUAGCCCCACGAUCAUGACAUGGGUCAUCAGCGCCGGGGUUGUCGUUCUAUUCUCCGCAAUCAGCUUUUCUGCCGGGUAUAUGAUCGGCCGCGAGGUUGGUCGAGUUGAGGUCGGAAUGAUGGGAGAUGGUGUUCCUGGUCCUCGUCCCUCAACCGGGUGUGGGCAGGAAGCGGUCCGUGGCGGACUCCGAAAACUGCGCUGGGGAUCUGCGGCUGCAGGAUCUGCUACUCUUGCAUCAAUGUAA